Zeugodacus cucurbitae (melon fly) is the source of this 4044-nucleotide messenger RNA. RefSeq names its product transcription initiation factor TFIID subunit 2 (gene Taf2). Bases 104 to 3793 code for a protein of 1229 amino acids. Gene Ontology annotation, molecular function: zinc ion binding; transcription cis-regulatory region binding; metallopeptidase activity. The transcript is spliced from 10 exons. Lineage: Eukaryota; Metazoa; Arthropoda; Insecta; Diptera; Tephritidae. The record is from RefSeq and is a predicted model, not a curated record. Gene Ontology annotation, biological process: transcription initiation at RNA polymerase II promoter. Gene Ontology annotation, cellular component: transcription factor TFIID complex.
UGAUUUUGACAUUAGGUCGCCGGACUGUAAAUAAGUUAGAAGAAGAUUUUAGUUUGUUUAUUGAAAUGCUUUAGAAUAAAAAUAUUUGUGAAAUUUUUAUAAAAUGGAUAGCGAACCGAAGACAGAACCAAAGGAUGUGCCCGCUCGUCCAUUUAAAUUGGCGCACCAAAUUGUGAGUUUGACCGGAAUCAGUUUCGAGCGGAAAAGUAUAAUUGGUGCAGUGGAGUUAACCAUAGUGCCAACUAAAGAGAAUUUACGUCUUAUAAGGUUGAAUGCAAAGCAGUGUCGUAUUUAUCGCAUUUUGUUAAAUGAUGUUUGCGAAGCGGAGUUUUUUUAUUUUGACCCAUUCCUGGAUAUUUGCCAAGGAGACACGAAAGUGAGAUCCUUAGAUGUGUAUUCCAAAAACCAUCUCAGUGCCGCACAGAAAACCGAUCCCGAUGUCAACUGUGGUGAACUGUUGAUACAAAUACCACCGGAAGGGUAUCACAUGAUCCAAGAAGGACGGGGAUUACGUAUCGGCAUAGAAUUCUCUAUGGAAGACCCACAGGGCGGUAUACACUUUGUGAUACCUCCAACAAGUGAAGACGACCAGCAACCCAAUAGUGCACAUAUGUUCACCUAUGCAUACGAAAAUUCAACUCGCUUAUGGUUUCCCUGUGUUGAUAGCUUUGCAGAUCCCUGCACAUGGAAACUCGAGUUCACCGUGGAUAAACACUUGACGGCUGUGUCGUGUGGCGAACUUGUGGAAGUGGUAAUGACGCCUGAUUUGAGGCGAAAAACAUUUCAUUAUUCGCUCACAACACCUGUUUGUGCGCCCAACAUCGCCUUGGCAGUAGGCCCAUUCGAGAUCUACGUAGAUCCUCACAUGCACGAGGUUACUCACUUUUGUCUACCACAGCUCUUACCACUUUUGAAAAAUACAGUGCGAUAUCUGCAUGAAGCUUUCGAAUUUUUCGAAGAAACACUUUCCACCCGGUACCCCUUUUCCUGCUACAAACAGGUUUUUGUAGAUGAACUAGACACCGACAUCAGUGCUUAUGCUACUUUAAGCAUAGCUUCUGUGCAUCUCAUGCAUUCCAUUGCUAUUAUCGACCAGACCUAUAUAACGCGCACACUAAUGUCACGCGCAAUUGCCGAGCAGUUCUUCGGGUGCUUCAUCACAUCGCAUCAUUGGUCCGAUACUUGGCUGGCAAAAGGUAUUGCCGAGUAUUUGUGUGGUCUGUAUUCACGAAAGUGUUUUGGUAACAAUGAGUAUCGCGAGUGGGUUCAAUCGGAGUUGGCGCGAGUAGUGCAUUAUGAGGAGCAGUACGGUGGCAUUAUACUUGAUUGCAGCCAGCCACCAGCGCCACUGCCGGUGUCCAGUACGAAUCCAGCUAGCGCCACCAGCAAGCAAACUGAAAUUGUGCAUUAUUUCCCCAUAAAAAGUUUACAUACAGUUUCGCCAAAAUUCGUGGAAGCCAUGAGACGCAAGGCACAUUUGGUCAUACGAAUGUUGGAGCACCGCAUUGGUCAGGAGCUGCUGAUACAAGUUUUCAAUAAACAAUUGGUGCUGGCAACCAAUGCGGCGGUGACCAAAAUCGGCUCGGGCUUGUGGCAUCAUCUACUUAUUUCCACUAAUAUAUUCAUCAAAGCGAUAUUCACUGUAACCGGUAAGGAUAUGUCAGUUUUCAUGGAUCAAUGGGUCCGAACUGGAGGGCACGCGAAGUUCUCUUUCACAUCGGUGUUUAACCGAAAGCGCAACACUAUUGAGUUGGAGAUACGGCAAGAUUUCGUGAGCCAGCGUGGUGUUCGCAAAUACAAUGGCCCAUUGCUGGUGCAGCUUCAGGAAUUGGACGGCACCUUCAAGCACAUGUUACAGAUCGAGAAUACCGUGGUGAAGGCAGACAUCACUUGUCACUCGAAGAGUCGACGAAACAAAAAGAAGAAAAUUCCACUCUGCACGGGCGAGGAAGUCGAUAUGGAUCUGUCGGCAAUGGAUGAUUCGCCUGUACUUUGGAUUCGGCUAGAUCCGGAAAUGAUUUUGAUUAGAGAUUUGAACAUUGAACAGCCAGAUUUCCAAUGGCAAUACCAACUGCGCCACGAGCGCGAUGUAACAGCACAGUUCGAGGCAAUAAAAGCCCUGGAGAAAUAUCCCACCAAUGCCACGCGCUCCGCACUAACCGAUACAAUUGAAAAUGAACGCUGCUUCUAUAAAGUUCGUUGCGAAGCAGCACACUGUCUUACUAAAGUGGCCAAUCAAAUGGUGACGCAAUGGAGUGGACCCCCUGCUAUGUUGAACAUCUUCCGGAAAUUCUUUGGCUCGUUCAGUGCUCCUCAUAUCAUCAAACAGAAUAACUUUUCCAACUUUCAGUUGUAUUUUUUGCAAAAGGUCAUACCGGUGGCAAUGGCAGGUUUACGCACGUCCCAUGGCAUUUGUCCGCCUGAAGUUAUUCGUUUCCUGCUGGAUCUCUUCAAAUACAACGACAACACGCGGAACCACUAUUCGGAUGUUUACUAUCGUGCGGCUUUAGUAGACGCAUUGGGAAACUCAAUCACACCGGUGGUUUCUGUUGCACUCCGCGGCACACCCAUUACUUCUGACAGUCUCUCUGCCGAUGCCAAACUUGUACUCGAGGAAGUUACCCGUCUACUUAACCUGGAGAAGAACUUACCGUCAUAUAAGUAUAUGGUUUCCGUUUCGUGUCUCAAGGUCAUUCGUAAAUUACAAAAAUGCGGUCACUUGCCUUCGUUGCCGAAAAUCUACCGGUGCUAUGCUGCUUAUGGCCAAUAUUUGGAUCUGCGUGUUGCCGCCAUGGAGUGUCUGGUGGACUUUGUCAAAGUGGAUGGUCGCUGGGAUGACCUGGACCACUUGAUCACGUUGCUCGAAACGGAUCCCGAUCCUGCAGCACGCCAUGCACUUGCCCAACUGUUGAUCGACAAUCCACCAUUCAGCCGGGAGACGCGCAGCAGCCGAUUGGAUCGGCCAGAGUUGGUAGAGCGAUUGUGGGCAAAUAUGAACAACAAAUUGGCAUUCGACACUAAAUUACGUUGUGACAUGGUGGACUUAUAUUAUGCAUUAUACGGCACGAGACGCCCAAUGUGUCUGCAAUCCGCUGAUGUCAACAAUAUGUAUAAAGAUAUAAUCAAGGAAGGUACGAAGAAAUCGAGCUUUGCCAACACCAGCACAAUUUCUACCAGUGAAGUGAAGACCACUACAAUAAUCAGCGAAGUGAAAAACGAAGUGGUCGAUAUCGUCGAAGAGCACACUUCUAUUACUUCGGUAAAGCGCACUGCUACCGAGGCGUUUGAGGUGGGCAAUGAAAUCAUAAAACUGGAAACGACUGAGGAGGUGACACUCGUUGAGGACAACGACAUGAAGGUGGAGUCAUUCGAAAAUGAGGUGAAGGUUGUAGUUAAGGAGGAAGACGAUGUAACGGUAAAUUCCCCUGAGCACAAGCGUAUGAAAAGUGAAAUCUUCGAGGAAGAUGACAAUUCGGUAACCAUCAUCGAUGUUGGCGAAACCACGGCGAUGAAAGCGGAUAGUAGUUUUGAGGCCAAUAAAACGGACGCCGAAAGGCAUAAGGCCGAAAACUCAUCAAAGCAGAAAAAGAAGAAAAAGGACAAGAAGAAGCACAAACAUAAGCAUAAGCACAAGCACAACAAAGAAAAGGAGCGUGACAAGGAGCGCGAGCGGAAGGAUAAAAAGGACCCGAACAUAUCUCGCAUACAGGCUAAAGAAGCCACUCCCGAAACUCUCAGCUCGGCGGACAGCAGCAACUCAAAUAGCAAUCCGCCGACACUCAAUUUCACAUAAAUAAGCUAAAAAUGAUACAGUUUUAUAUUUUACAUUCUACUUUUGUAUCGGUAAUUUACAAAGAUUACACAUGGAAGUAUAUAUGUAUAUGUAUGUUUAGAAUUUAAAGUUUUCUAGCCGCAUUUCUUAAUUAUGCACAAUGCGUUACAUAUGUGUGUGUGAAUAUAUAACGAUUAUAAUAUAAUUAAUGCAAUGUGUUUGAACUACAAUUUCACGAAAUGCAUUGCAAACGGCAUUUAGUAUAUACAAUA